Messenger RNA from Symbiodinium natans, 1527 nucleotides. The record is from the annotation of a GenBank genome assembly. NCBI's taxonomy places the organism in Eukaryota, Dinophyceae, Suessiales, Symbiodiniaceae.
AUGGAGGUCAAGUUUCCAUGGGAACUGCAGGACGCGAUCGUCGUGUUCGAGCUUCUCCAAAAGUCAAAGCCAAGCCCAAAGCAACUUCAGCAAAGAUUGCUCGUCACAGCAAGAAACGACAGCCUGGAGCUCGAAAUGAAUCUUCCGCAUCUGAAGCCGAUGCCUCAAGACCGCAGCCUUCCAAAAUGGAGGUCCAUUUUCGCCAGAAGAUCGAGAGGGAAGCAGAAGAAUGCAGAAGAGAAUUUGGAGAAGCAGUCAGAGCAGCCGGCAACGAACAAGGGCAAGCGGACGUACACAGAUCCGCGUGCUGAGAGUCCUGGCCGAAAGCGGGGACGUUCUGCGGUGUUUGCUCGCAGCGCAGUUCAAAAUCGCUACAGCUUGGAUGGAAUUUUGACCAGCAAGCCCCAUGAGAUUGCAGAAAUUCUCUACGAGCUUGGAAUUUGCAAAGACAUUCGCGAGAACGUGUGUCCCAAGUGUGAGAAGAAGGAUUGGAAGCUUGAGGAUCGAGAGAAUUCAUGUUUGGUGCGAUGCCGCAAGUGCAGAUAUUCUGAAAGUGUCGUUGCGCAAGACAGAGACUUGUUUUGCAAGCGAAUUGCUCUUGGAUCUGCAGUUGGUUGUUUGUGGCUGAUGUGCACUUUGAAUUUGUCUCCGGAUCAAGCUGGAUUGAUAUUGGGCUUGGAUUCCAGAACGGUUCGAGAGCAGUGGGAUGCUUUUCGAAGUUGGCUGUGCCCUUUGGUGGAGAAAAUGAACGAAGAACUGACUGUGGGUGGGCCCGGCAUGGAUGUUGAAAUUGACGAGGUUGCUUUUCGCAGCGUGGCUCCUCCAAUUUACAUCGCAAAGCUCCCCUACCGCUUGAGUCAAGGUGGUCAAGGUGGUGGAGGCCCUCUCAGUUUGGAAGAGUUGCGCUCCGUCAUGGUCACUUCAACUGGAAAGCCACGCUUGGAGUGUGGCAGCAUUUGCCACACCGAUUCAGCAAAGGCGUACAAGCAAUUGGACCAGCCAGAGGGGCCCUUGUAUGACGGAACCUUGCAAGGGCGGCAGUUCAGCCAGUUCAAGCUAGCUCACACAAAUGUUCGCCACAAGCCUCCGCAUCCCGAGUUCACGAAGAAUUUCCAUGUGAAGUUUUGGAAUGGACGUGAGUGGGAUGAGAAAGACGUGGUGGGAGGAACGCAGAAGAUGGACGGCUUCUUCAGUUCCUUUCGCCGGAAGGUCGGAAGACAGGCCUUCAACACUGUGGGGCCGACUCCCGAGCGUGCGGAUGCUUUAGAGAAGCAGCUGAACCAGAAAGUUCGUUUGUUCCAGUUGCAGUUUUGGUUUUCAGGCUCCGAUGUGUUUCAAAUUUUCGGGGCUGUGCGACGGGCCGAGAGGACCGAGAGCGGCAGUGCAUCUUUGGCCGCUCUGUCUGUGUUCCAGCCCAUGUUCAAGGCUUCUGCCCAACCAGAGCAGGAGUCGCAGAACGCUCAAGGCGACCAGCACAUCUCCGAAGAGGAGUGUAGCCUGCAGUCGGCCUUGUUCGACGAUGAGUGA